This is a messenger RNA of Paramecium pentaurelia, 691 nucleotides long. NCBI's taxonomy places the organism in Eukaryota, Ciliophora, Oligohymenophorea, Peniculida, Parameciidae. The record is from the annotation of a GenBank genome assembly.
AUGAAGAAACGUUUUAUCAUAAAGCAAGGUGUAUUAAUUAAUUUAGCCACAGUUUUUUAUCGAAAAAAUAUAUUUAUGAAAGCUUUAAAAGAUUGUGAAAUAUGCAUUCAAAUUAUUCCUAAAUAAUCUUUGGCUUACAUGAGAAUAGGUUAAGAGUCUCCAUUAUAAUUAGAAUGUGUGAAGAAUGAAAUUGGAAAUAAAGAUGACACUUUAUAAUAUUAUUAUUAAGCGAUUGAAAUUGAUAAAAAAUCUAUAUUGGCAUAUUGUAACAGAGGUAUUUUAUCAUUUAUAUGAAUAAGAAAUUUAUAUAAAAACUAAUUAUAUAAUGAUUAGGCACUCUUUGAUUAUAAUAAAGUUAUUGAGUUGGAUACAUAAUAUGCUUUUGCAUACAUGAGCAGAGAAUCUCAGGUUAUUUUAUUAAAUAGGAAAUUUUUAUAUCAAAUAGGAAAUUAAGAGGAAAAACUUUUAGAUUUUAGCAAGUCUAUUGGAUUAGACCUUUAUGAUGCUUGUAUUUAUAAUAGCAGAGGUCUAUUGAAUUAUUAAGUUAAAUAGGACUUCAAUUUACUAAAAUUGGAAAUACUAAUUAGGCACUUAUAGCUUUUAAAAAGGCAAUUAAAUUAGAUCCUAAUUGUUCUGAUUUUUAUUUCGAUAGAGGUAAUCAACAUAUAAUUUUGGUUAGGAAUCUUUAUGA